AUGGUCCUUUCCAUCUUCUCGAGCCGCCGGACGGUCCUCUUGGUGAUUCUUCUCCUGGCCAUUGUGACCACCAUCAUGUUUGCACACGAGGAGAUAGGUUCCUUGGACACUUUCUGGCGCCCGCCGCCGCCGCGCGCACACGACCACAUGGGCCAUGAGCGCGACCUGGCGGUGGUUAUGCCUGUCAACGAAAACACCGACCUGCAGUUCUACGGGAACAUGUGGGUGAACGACUACUUGCAUCCGGUGUGCGAUUUCGAGGGCGAUGGGUGCCGGAUAGUAUGCAACCAGAAGUCGACAUGGGAGACGCUGGACAGCAAGACGAUUUGCUUCACAAAAGCGCUGAAGGAGCGGUACCGUGGCACCGAGUUCUUUAUUAAGCUGGACGACGACGCGUUUGUUGACAAAACGUAUAUCCGCGAGCUGAUGUACAAGUACCACCGACACCCGAAGCCCGUGUACAUCAGCGACUUCAUUCUCAACCUGGACGGCGAGAACCUGAACAUGAACAACACAUGGUACGGCAACGGCAAGUUCUACAUGUUCAACCGCCGGCUCCUGGACUGCAUUGACGACAAGAUCCAGUACACGGGUCACCGCAACGAAGAUGCGGUCUUUGGCGCCAUGGUGGCCAACGGAUGCGGCACUGACAUCGUGAUGGUACCGGAGAACGACGACAAGAUCUGGCACCGCAGGUAUGCCAACAAAAACAAAUUUAUCAAUCUGACAGCCAUUCCCAACCGUGUGGUUGAAGACUGGGAGCUGUAA
Molecule: messenger RNA, 768 nt
Organism: Linderina pennispora
Lineage: Eukaryota; Fungi; Kickxellomycota; Kickxellomycetes; Kickxellales; Kickxellaceae
Exons: 1
Coding region: 1-768 (255 amino acids)
Source: RefSeq, a predicted model, not a curated record